ACCAUAAGAAGAAGUUUUAUUUUUUCAAGAUGCAUCAAGGUUAUGAUCAUCUGUUUAGAAUUAGUAUUUAUUUUGUUGUCAGCUAAUAUUAUAAUGGUGAUUGGGAUUAUUAAUUAUUAGAGCGUUUAGUUUUUUAUAUGUACUGGCAGUUACUUGCACAUUUCUUCCGAGUGGAUCGAGGAGUUGAUAUUCAACAAGUAUUUCAUUAAUGAUGCCGGUAAUUUGUAAAAUAUGUGAAAAGACGUUCGUAUCACAAAGUACUUUGAACAGGCAUUUGCAUAAAGUCCACAAAGAAACGAAGAAAAAUGUGGUCUCUUACAAUUUUGGGACUUACAAUAACAAAUGUCUGGAAAAUGGAUGUAAUACGUCAUACAAAUUCACUGCAGAACUUCGUUAUCAUUUAGAAAAUGAUCAUAAGGUAGAAAUGAAGAAGGAGUCAUUGGAGUUCCUCACAAUAGGAGAUUUCGAAGCCUGGCUCUCUGAGGUUCACAAAAAGAAUAAUGUUGGAUACUUACGCAGGGAAAUGAAAGGUAUCCUUUAUUACAAUUGCAAUAGAUCAGGUAAAUACCAGAUCAAAGGACAAGAGCGCAAAAGAGCUAUCAAAAGCCAAGGAUCCUGCAAAGUUGGCCAUAUGUGCACUAGUCAAAUUAUAGUUGUCAAGAAUGGGAAUGAUAUAUAUCAAGUGACAUACUACAGCACUCAUUAUGGUCAUGAUACUGAAGUUCAACAUGUUCGAAUGACUAAAGAUGAACGUGAGAAAAUAGCUUCGAAACUAGCUGAGGGUGUAACAAAUUCGAAAAUACUGGAUUCAAGUAGGAGCCAAUUUCAUGAGAAUAGUCUUACUAGAUUGAAUCUUCUGACUCGAAACGAUAUUAACAACAUUAAAUAUAGCUUCAAAAUUAAUACACAGAAAACCAUUCCUCACCGAAGAGCUUCCAUCAGUGACUUGUGGAAUGAUGAGUGGGAGGUAGAUGAAAACCAACAAAUCCUGAUGCUCAAGAGGCAGGGAGAAGAACAUCAUCAACUGGAAAAGGAUGAUUUUUGUUUGAUUUUCAUGAAUUGUUCACAACAACAUAUGUUGAAGAAGUUUGGAAGUACAGCCAUAGCUGUCGAUCAUUCCGACAGGCUCAGUUCAAUAUUGGUUAUUGAUGAGUUUGGGGAAGGAUUUCCUGGUGCCUGUAUGUACACAAAUAGGACUGACCGUUUUGUAUAUACCCUGUUCUUUCAAACCGUCGCAUUGUAUGUGGGCAUUCUGACUCCUAAUUUUUUUAUCUCCGAUCAAAAGCUUUGUCACUACUUCGCUUGGGAAAACGUCAUGGGGCCAGUAACAAAUCAUUUACCUUGUAAAGGACACAUUGAUCGAAGUUGGCAAAAUAAUCUGAGUAAGAUACUCAAUGUGGAUAUGAAUAAGGGUAUAACUGCUGUAUUGAAAUACAUUCGUGAUAAAACUAUAGAGAGGGUUAUCAAAUUGACGAAAGGUAAAAGUACAUCUCAGACUCAGGGUAUUCAUUCUCGUCAUCGAAAGGCACUUGAAAGUGAGUUUGCCCAUUAUUCAUGCCCCGGUACAGAGAGCUCGUGGACGUUAAUCUCCCAAAGUCAAAGUCAUGUUGUCACAAGAAACGAAGGUUACAGUUCUCCUUGCUGUCAGCUGAAGUGCAGCUAUUGUAAUGUGUGCGUUCACGCUUAUAGUUGUACUUGUCAAGACUUUUAUGUGAAUAGUACGAUGUGCUGUCAUAUUCAUUAUGUAGUUUUACGAAUAUCCGAGGCUUCCUCGCACAAUGCUCUUGCUCCAACACAUAAAGAGAAUGUCAGUUCAUUUGGUAGUGAUGAGGUUAAGGAACAUUUACAAACUUUAUCCAAUCACCGUAAAAAUGAAUGCAAUGAAGUUCCUGUGGAAAUUCAGAUAAUAGAUAUAAGUGGAAGUGAUAGUACAGUAGAAAUUGAUUCUCUCAAUAUCGUGCCCUAUGUUAUAGUUGAAAAUAAAACAAUAAAAACAAGUUAACGAAAAU
This is a messenger RNA of Leptinotarsa decemlineata (Colorado potato beetle), 2009 nucleotides long. RefSeq lists its product as uncharacterized. Lineage: Eukaryota; Metazoa; Arthropoda; Insecta; Coleoptera; Chrysomelidae. The record is from RefSeq and is a predicted model, not a curated record.